Vitrella brassicaformis is the source of this 1301-nucleotide messenger RNA. NCBI's taxonomy places the organism in Eukaryota, Vitrellaceae. The record is from the annotation of a GenBank genome assembly.
CACGAAACAUAACGUCGUCCCUGCACAUAAAAAAAGCAGCGUCCAUCUCACUCUGUGGGUGGGGGUGGGGGGGUGUAAGUGAAUUAGGCGCACAACAGACACAUCAUGAGGCUCUCCCUUCCCCCUCUCCCGCUGACGCUCAGAGUCUAAUAACCUCACAGAAAUCAGCGUCACAUACUGCGUUGGGAUUAUAAUCGCAGUCACUAUCGUCCAAGCAUUGGACACAACGGUUGUCGAGUACUGUGUCUUGCUGCUUACACCGGGGCUGGAAAGAUUCAAAGCAGUCCUCAUCUUCAAAGCAGCUAACAUACCGCAGUACGCAUUUUGCUGUGGCAUAUCGCCCGGUGCCGCCCUCGUUGAAUUCAACCAUGAUGUCGACAUGGUACGUGUCAAACGCCCUACGUGGCACCACCACAGUCGUAAUUGUUUCCCCAUUAAUGCUGACGGAUCCCGUUGUCAAUGGUGAUCCAGUAGGGAUGUCCUGCAUUGAGUCCACUCAUCCACACGGCCGUACACACACCAGGUGCGCUGUGCUUACCACUCGGACCUCAGUCACGGGGGAGGGACUCGUCUCACCCACGACACCACCGAGGAAUUCAGCCACUGCGAUUACACCGGGAGCAGCAUUCGCAGUACCGUCGGGCAGCGACUGAAUGACCCCGAUUUGAGACUGACACGACACACGAGUGCACACCACCCGCCCCCCGUGUGUGUCCAAUGAUGGACGGCCUUGAUGGGUUCAGUGCCGUUGAGUGCGCACCUGGCCCCGGCCUUCGAUGAUGGUCGGUAUGCCAUUGGUUUCACAUUUGUCCUCUUCGUCUUCAAACUGUGCCUUGGAACACACACAUCUGCAGGCAAACAGACAGGACAGUGUCAUGCAGCCACGGGUGUCAAAAGGUCAUGGGCGUGUGAGCGUACACGACGUUUCCCGGGUGCAAUCGCCUCUUCUCGGCCCCGGCCGCGGUGUCAUUGCCGCUGGUCAAGGUGGGCGCUGUGUUGGGGCGGAGGAGGCCGGCACCACUCGCGGCACAGCGGCACCAGCCACGGGGGAAAGGCUGACAACACACAUAGACGGCCAGAGAGCACACCAGACAGACAGACAGACAGACAGGUGUAAGAGUGGUGUGGUGUGUGAGGGCAGUGCCCACCUGCCAGUGAGACCACGAGCCACAUGACGGCAGGGGAUCCGGACAGCACAGACGACCGCAUCACUGAGGCCUCCUUGGUCAGUGGGUGGGAGGAGGGAGGGCGACUGAAGGCGGCAAGAGAGAACACAACAAGGACCGCUUCGCCGACGGACA